Molecule: messenger RNA, 1765 nt
Organism: Fomitopsis serialis
Lineage: Eukaryota; Fungi; Basidiomycota; Agaricomycetes; Polyporales; Fomitopsidaceae
Product: Metallo-dependent hydrolase
Exons: 1
Coding region: 95-1522 (475 amino acids)
Biological process (GO): guanine metabolic process
Cellular component (GO): cytosol
Molecular function (GO): zinc ion binding; guanine deaminase activity
Source: RefSeq, a predicted model, not a curated record
GCCAGCGGCGGUGAAGAUCGCGCCGGCACCUUCAGGGGUCAUUCAGGCUGCUUCAGCUCAAGCAGCGACCUCAGGAUCCAUCUUGACAUUGACCAUGGCUUCCACAGGUCUCAUUUGCGUCGGCACCUUCAUCGACGCACCUACUCAUGAGGCGCUCAGGGUACGGACGAACCACCUCUGCGUCGUCGACGGCAAAGGCAGGAUAGCGCUAUUUCAGUCGCUGCCCGAAGGCGUCGCUGAGGAUGGGGAGAGGAUCAAGACGUCUGUUCCGGAGGAGUACCGCGGCUUCGAGGUUCUGCUCAUGAAGGAAUGGGAGUUCGUCUGUCCUGGUAUGAUCGACUGCCACAACCACGCCCCGCAGUACCACCAGAUCGGGACCGCCACCGACUACACCCUCUUCAACUGGCUAUUCAAUGUGACUUUUCCGAACGAAGCCAAGUGCCGCGACCUGGACUACGCACGCGACCUCUACACGAAACUCGUGCAGCGCCUGCUCCGGAACGGGACGACAAGUGUGCAGUUCUUCGCGACGAAUGAUAUCGAGCCGACGAGGUUGCUCGUGGACAUCUGCGCGGAGCAUGGCCUGCGCGCUUUCGUAGGGCUUGUCACGGCCGACAGGGAUUCACCCGACUACUACAUCCACACGACGGAGGAGGCCCUCUCGCUUACGGAGUCAUUCGUCCAGUGGACGCUGGCACACCCGGCCGGACGGGACACGCUCGGUGAGCAGGACGCACUCGUACACCCAGUCAUCACACCGCGCUUCGUCCCGACAUGCACGCUCCCUCUCCUGCACGGACUGGGCGCACUCGCGGCCAAGUACGACGUGCGCGUCCAGUCCCACGCCGCCGAGACCGUCGACCAGGUGCUCCGCGUGAAGGCCCUGCACCCCACGCUCGGCGGCGGGCGCGACGUCGCGAUCUUCGAGUCUUGCUCGCUCCUCACCGCACGGACGACGCUCGCGCACGGCACGCACCUGCGCGACUACGAAGUGCGCCGCAUGGCCGAGGUCGGCGCGGCCGUCUCCGCGUGCCCCAUCGCGAACGUCCUGCACUCGCGCGCCGUCGUGCCCGCGCCGCGCUACAAGGCGCUCGGGCUCAAGCUCGGGCUCGGGACGGACAUCGCGGGCGGGUACUCCGCGAGCAUGCUCGGCCCGCUGAGGAUGGCGGUCGUGGAUGACCGCACGGACUCGUUCGUGGAGGUCGUGAGGGAGGACAUGCCCCUGGAGGCGUACCCGGACCCGGACCCGAAGACGGAGUGGCCUGUGGGCCACGUGUGGGCGUACCAUAUUGCGACGGUGGGCGGGGCGGAGGCGUUGGGGAUUGCGGAGCACGCUGGUACGAUCGACGUUGGGAAGCACUUUGAUGCUGUGUUGGUGGAUGGGAAUAGGGAGGAUCAGGCGUAUGAGUAUUGGCCUGGGGAGGCGAAGGAGAUACGGUUUGAGCGGUGGGUCAAUACGGGUGAUGACAGGAACGUCAAGGGUGUGUGGGUCCGUGGUGCGAGAGUGGUCUGGAAACAAUAAAUGAAGGUUGGACAGCAGUGUUUCCGGGUUGUCGUUUGACGUGAUCCAGAUGUUUGACGAGCUGAUUGUGUUCAUGCAGCCUGCGAUGCGAAUGUCUAGGCGAGUGUGUCCAACACAUAGGCGCGGCGUAGCUAAGGCCGUCAGCGGUAGUAUUGCUUGAUGCCCAAAAUCCAGUAUCGAGUAUGAUGUUAUGUAGGAGCUUCAGUCUUGAACGAGUACUACUGAACAGCCGUUUUAGAGUAC